This is a messenger RNA of Annulohypoxylon maeteangense, 2808 nucleotides long. RefSeq lists its product as uncharacterized. NCBI's taxonomy places the organism in Eukaryota, Fungi, Ascomycota, Sordariomycetes, Xylariales, Hypoxylaceae. The coding region runs from base 307 to 2328 and encodes 673 amino acids. The transcript has a single exon. The record is from RefSeq and is a predicted model, not a curated record.
CCUAAUGGGUUUCUCGCCAAACGAGUGGCUCCUAGUAACCCAUCAUGAGAUUCUAUAUAUGUAGGAUGCUCUCCUCCUCAUCUAUCUCGAGAAAGACUUAUUCUACAUCAUCACUUUCUUUCCUCUUAAGGUAGACAUCACUGUCGCUUAUUUCUUUUCCAGAAGUCAAGGUCAUUCGUUUGCUUGCUUCUAUCCAUCGUUACUUUUCCUGUUAUAUACAGUCGUUAUAAGAAUAACUUCGUUCGCUCAUACAGCAGGAAUUAUUUUUACCAACUAUCGUCUACUAAGGAUUGAAUUUAUAUCACAAUGAAGAACGCCGUAUCGUUCGUCGCCUUGGCUGCCGGCCUCAGCCAGGUCACAGCCACCGGCUUCGGAUUCAGCAACGCUCCCAAAUUCAGCUGCCCGGAUAACACCAACAACACCUGUACCCCCGAUUACGAAAACGGCCUCGACUGGUCCGAUCUUCCUACCGGUGGAUUCGAUUCUUACAAGGGAUUCCAAUGGAGCGGCUUCACUUGCGCUUCGUCUUUCGGCAAGCGGGAUGAGCUCACUGGCCGAUCUUUCCAGAGCAAGUGCAUUACCGGAAAGGCCACUUCUAACUAUGGCAGCAGCCCUAAGAUCAGCUGCGACAAGAGCAAGGGUGUUUCUAAGACCUCUAUCACCAGCUUCCAGGUCUCUCCCGAGUUCGACUGUGACCUAGAGUUCCACUACUCCAUGCCUGAUGGAUCUACUUGCAAGCACCGAUCUGCCUGCAAGUCCUCCGGUACCGUUGUCCAGAACACCCAGUGCGGUGGUGCCACCGACGUCACUGUCGUCUACCCUUCGCAGCCUUCCAAGCCCAAGGACUCUUGCUCCUUCGGCAUUCACUCCAUCGGCUUCGACUGCACUGGCCCUAAGCCUUCCAAGCCUGCCCAGAGCACCUACAGCGUCAGCACCGCCACCUCCGCCAGCAGCAAGCCUACCAAGUCUGCUUCCGCUUCUAGCUCUGAGGUUCGCUCCAGCUCCAGCGUUCCCGUUGGUUCUUACUCUGCCAGCAUUCCUUCUGCCAGCGCUAGCGCUAGCUCCAGCUUCUCCGUUAUCAAGUCUAGCUCCUCUGCUGUGGGAUCUAGCUCUUCAGUCGUUGCCUCCAGCUCCGCCAGUGUAGCUUCCAGCUCUGCCAGCGUGGCCUCCAGCACCUCUGUUGUUGCUUCCAGCUCUACUGUUGUCGCUUCCAGCAGCACCGCGGUUGUCUCUUCAUCCUCGUUCUCUGUUACCAGCUACUUGACCACCUCCACUGUUUUCACCACCUCCGUCCAGACCAUCACUAGCUGUGGCCCUACCGUCACCAACUGCCCUGCUCACUCUACCGCUCUUACCACCGUCACUGUCCCGGUUUCCACCACUGUGUGCCCCGUUACCGAGACCAUCGGUGUUUCUACCCCUGUUUCGUCUGUUGUGUCUUCCGCUGUCUCUAGCCCCGCUACUCAGGCUACCGGAUACCCCACAGGACCCGCUGUCUCUUCGCCUGCCAAGUCGUCCUCUGUGCCUGCUGCUUCCGGCGUUAAGUCUACUCCCGUUGCCUCUUCCGUCACCUCGCCUGCUUCUUCCCCUGCUGGCCCCGCCGAGACUCUUCCUUGCCCCGGUGUCGUUCCCUCUUGCUUGAAUACCUGGAUGUUCAGCGUUGGCUGCAAGGACAACACCGACGCCGCCUGCUACUGCCCUGACGCCAGCUUCACCAAGAACAUCUUCACCUGCAUGUACGCCUAUGGUGAGUCUGACGAGGUCAUCUCUGAGGCCAUCAGCUACUUCCAGGGUAUCUGCGCUCCUUUCGUCGGCAGCAACCCCGGAAUUGCCACCGGUGCCCAGACCAUCACCUCUGUCCUCACUGCUACUGCUCCCGCUCCUACUGGUGCCGUUACCACCAUCCAGGUCGCUACCACUGUCGUUGUUCCUUGCACCAACGAGGCUGGCGAGACCAUCCCCAGCUCCAGCAGCACCGUCACCGUCAGCACCAGCCUGACUGUCCCUGGUGUCAUCUUCACCACCAUCACCUCUGGCCCUAGCUCCACCGGUGUUGUCGUUGUCCCCGGCACCUACGCCGCCACCGUCCCUGCUGCUACUCCUACUGCCGCAACCGCGACUGCCACCAAGCCCGCCGGCAGCCCUGCUCCUUAUCCCGUCGCUGGUGGUUCCUCCACCCUCGUCACCGCUGCCCCCUCCGGCACUGGUGUCAGCCGCCCGACAACAUCGUCGCCUUCAUCGGCGAUCGUCACUGCCGGUGCCGCCCACGUCGGUGCCGGUAUGGGUCUUAUCGGCUUUGCCGGUAUGAUCGUUGCCGCCGCCCUAUAAGCCAGCACUUAGCAGCAAUCGGCAACCAAGCAUCUAGGUUAGAGCAUUAAAAAACCAGCAAGCCUUGCAGGCAAACAAAAACCGAUUUCCUUCUCUGUAUUUUAACAUGACCAGCGCCGUCACAACAUAAGAUUCUUACGAUCCUUACGAAACGAAACAAUUGCAUAUUUUUUGGGGAACCUGGAAAAAGACCGCUUUAGGGGGCUUCUCUUUUAUUUUAAUAACCACCCGGCACACAAAUCAAAGGUCAUUGUAACGUGGUAGCUCAGUAGAGGUUUCGCCUCUUUCGUUCCCUGUUUCUUCUCUGUGACAGCGAGGAUGGUGACGAAGAGGUUCGAUGUGGCUCAAGUUGGGGGCUCGUAUGUUAACCCGUAUGAUGUACUCCAGCUGGGGCGAAGAAGGGAUGUGUGUAAAAAGCGUGGAUGGGCCCUGUAGUAAUAGUAAUACCCCAAAUGAGAAACUCGCUGAGCUUGAGAAUUA